Molecule: messenger RNA, 246 nt
Organism: Clunio marinus
Lineage: Eukaryota; Metazoa; Arthropoda; Insecta; Diptera; Chironomidae
Source: the annotation of a GenBank genome assembly
AUGACAAUAGAAAAUUCAUAUCUUGAAGCAGUCAACCAAGAAUUGCUUGUAAACAAACGUAAAUUUAAAUUAGUAACAAAUUCAAGUAAGUUAAUGAUGAAGUUGAAAGUUUUAAAAACACUUUUGGGUUUGGUACCAAAAAAAUAUGCUGCCAUCGACAUAGACUUUAUUUUGCAACGUAGUUUCCUUUGUACACUUUCUUAUGGAGAUUCACAAAAGGGUGAAGGUAACAUUGCUACUGUGUAG